GAGAGGGCCAAGUCGACGAUGGGAGAAGGACGAGUAGAGUUUAGAUCAUGUGACUUGCUGCUAUUGUGGGUGUUCGCACCCGCAACUGUAGGCGCGUAUGUGUUUGUAAACCUCGAGGAGAAGCCAAAACAAAAGCAACGGGAGAUUCAACACAGUCCUCGAUCGGCAGAGUUGGAAAAAAGAGACCAACGAUGCUUCCGCAACUCUCAGGUCUGCAGCUACGGCAAACGCUGGUUCAGGCGCUGAACUUUUGCCUGGUACUGACGACUGCGUACAUGUUUUGGAAAGGAUUGUCAGUAGUGACUGAUUCGCCGUCGCCUAUCGUCGUCGUCUUGUCGGGCUCGAUGGAGCCGGCUUUCCAGCGGGGCGAUAUUUUGUUUUUGUGGAAUCGGGAUGCGAGGGUGAAGGUGGGGGAUAUUGUGGUGUAUAACGUCAAGGGGAGAGAUAUUCCGAUUGUGCAUCGCGUCGUGCGGAAUCAUGUUUCAUCAAAAAAACAGCUACUAUUAACAAAAGGCGACAACAACGCAAUGGACGACGUCGAUCUCUACUCCUACAAACAGUACUACCUAGAUCGGGAGCAGGAAGUAGUCGGCGCUGUCAAGGGCUAUAUUCCUAUAGUGGGAUAUGUUACAAUUCUUUUGAGCGAAAAUUUAUGGGCAAAGUACGCAUUGUUGGGCGGCAUGGGGCUUCUGGCUAUGGUGCAGAGAGAUUAGAGGGGUCAGGUUGGUGAGGGCGGAUAUCUAUGAACCUGAGACUAUGGCCCUGUGAGCUCUGUUUCUAUAGACAGCCGAAUG
This is a messenger RNA of Myxozyma melibiosi, 794 nucleotides long. RefSeq lists its product as uncharacterized. NCBI's taxonomy places the organism in Eukaryota, Fungi, Ascomycota, Lipomycetes, Lipomycetales, Lipomycetaceae. The transcript has 2 exons. Bases 192 to 713 code for a protein of 173 amino acids. Gene Ontology annotation, molecular function: serine-type endopeptidase activity. Gene Ontology annotation, cellular component: signal peptidase complex; membrane. The record is from RefSeq and is a predicted model, not a curated record.